AAUUCGUCUUAAGUUUUUAGCAUGCUUGAGCAUGAGUAGUCGUAUCCCUUGGCAAAGUAGUUUAAUCGAUCGUACUAUUUAGUAGUAAUCAUGAUUUUAACCGGGUGUGUUCUCUUUAUUUCAGACUCGGAGGAUGACGAGAGAGAUAACUCGAGCGAGGACCUGGAGGCAGACCAGAGUAGACUGAGGAUCGUGGAGACGGAAACGAGCGUGCCAGAGAAAAGACCCCAGGGAAGGCCGAAGCGGAAAUGGAUGAGCUCGAAAGAUCAGAACUCUUUUUCGAAAGUCUCUCCGUACGGCGGCAUGGGUGACAACUCCUUCGGGAUGGCCAAGCCGUGGUCCUCGUGGUCCUCCACGCCCGGUGCAUCUACCAUGGAUCAAGACGCUCGGAAGGCGAUGCAGGAAGCGAUGCUGCCGGACUUCGAGGAGAGCAUGCUCGGCGCGGGGGCGGGGGGCGUGCGCGGGCCCUCGGACUUCUUCAUGAAGGUGAUGGAGGAGAGCGGGAACAGCUUCACGCCGGCGACCUACCACAAGGAGCGCAAGUCCUCCCUCAUGGACCUGCUCACCUCCUCGACGGAGGGCUGCGCCAUCCUGGCCCACUACAAGAAGUUCAACGCGCUCAACAACCGGAUGCGCGGGAAGCUCAGCGACAUCAUCAUGCGCAACGAGCUCGCCGCCGACCCGAACCGGAAGAUCGACGUCCGGCGCUUCGUCGUCCUCUCGCGGGCCAUCUCCGUCGCCUUCCCCACCGAGGACCCCUACACCUACUACGUCCCGUACACGAACCUCGGCGGCGGCAAGAAGUCCUCCGCCAAGGGGAAGCUCUGCGACAAGUACCACAACCUCCGCCGCACCUUCCGCGAGUCCGGGCUCAUCCCCCCGCGCGGCGCCCCCCAGGCCGGCGAGGACUACGACAAGGAGCGCGAGUUCGAUAACCUCGACUAUCAUAAUAUCUACGCUUGAAUCCCCGUCCACCAAAUUUCGUUUGUUAUAAAUCGUAUUCGAUACAUCAAACAGGUGAGAUCGUAUCGAUAUCGAUUGGUUCAAAACAUAUCGACCACAUACUUCUUCAGUGCAAUCAACUCAGUAAAUUAUCAUCACUCUUCGAUCAACUGAGCCAAAUUGGCGUCUACUUCCCUAUCAACUCAGCCAUCCUAUUAGCUGAUCCAUCUAAUAAGAACAAAUACUCCAUUCUGAGCAACUUUAUCCGCUCCAACAAAAUAAUUGUUUAACUUUAAACUUCCACUCCCAACAUCCACACAUGGAAUAAUCCAAGCAAAUAAUCAACAUCCUACUUUCUUCUACCACCAAUAAUCAAUAAUCUAGCUAUCUACUGACCAUAUAUCUGGUUAGUGGCUGUUUGUGCCCAUGCACUAAGGCCAAAGCACCGUUACAGGGCAAAAAGUAAAAACUAAAAAAAAAAAAAA
Messenger RNA from Bemisia tabaci, 1427 nucleotides. RefSeq lists its product as uncharacterized. The record is from RefSeq and is a predicted model, not a curated record. NCBI's taxonomy places the organism in Eukaryota, Metazoa, Arthropoda, Insecta, Hemiptera, Aleyrodidae.